AAUCCACCCGGCAGAUUCAUUUUUUGUUUGUUUUGAUAAUUUAAUUAAAACGUGACUGUAAAAUCAACGUAUAAUUAAUUAAAUAUAAAUUAGGUACCAUGGCAGAUUCAGAUCUAGCUGAGCUAAGAAAACAAUGCAUGCAAAGUCUUUAUUUGUGUACGGACAACGUGUCUAAAUAUUUGGACGAUGAAAAAGAGGCCGAAUUUAGGAAACUGAAGUCCUAUGUCGAAGGGUACUGUUUACAGGAAGCCCAACAAGAUGUAGCUAUUCAAGCCUUGGAGAAAGCUAAGAGAGAGACGGACAACUCAAACUUUGACACAUUGCAAGACAGAUUCAAUGCCAACUUGUGCAGCAUGGCGGGCAAAAGGCUGAAUGUAAACAAUCAUCCAUACAUGUUGGAGUUGACCAAACGCUAUCAGAAAGGCAUGGAACAAUCCAGACAAAAUAUGGAUGAUUCAGACUUGGCCAUCACAGAAUCACAGGACCAAUAUAUUGACCCAAUCACUAAGAGGCCCAUAGUCGACCCAAUGAAAAACUCAGUGUGUGGACAUGUUUAUGAAAAACAAUCUAUUAUGGAACUUAUCAAGAGGAAAGCUUCUGCAAAAUGCCCAGUGGCGGGCUGCGGCAAUAGAGGCCCCAUGGGUAGCCAGCUGAUUUCGGACGAAGAGCUGCGCUUCCGCCUGGCCAUCACGCAGCAGUCCACCAUGAUCCAGGAGCACUCAAUCAUGCACUUGGACGAGACCAUGUAGACGGCUUAUGGUAUCUCUUUCUCAUAUUAUUUUUGUUAUGGUCACAGCAUCAAAUCAGUACUCAAAGGUCUCUUUCAAAUAACACGUUUUAGGUAAGUCGUCAUUGUAUUUUUUUUUAUGCAACAAUGCAGGUAUUUGACCACAAUCGCACCUGAUGCUAAUGAAUGACAACAAUAUUAGUAUAAAAAUGACUUACCAACAGUUAUUGUGUGGUCAUGCGUUUACGUCUGUUCAAAACGUUUUAUUUGAAAGAUCCCUAAAGUUCGAGCAUUGGUGCGGCAUGCACUGUCACUUACUUUUUUCUGCUGCACCUUUCAAGUGGCCCGGCCUUUAAUUAAAGUUCGUUUACUUUAAAGAAAAUAUUUAUUUAAUUUAAAAUAUGUUUUGGAAUACAUUGACUUGGCUAUAUCUUCAUAAAACAUCGUGAUGUUUUCACUUGCAUUUAAUUAAGUUUUUAGAUAAUAAGAUGAUCUUAGAUUAACGAUUAGUACAAAUAAGGUACAUAUUAAGCUAUAUUUUUGUGAUAUAGUUGUAAAAGAUUAAAAUAAAGUUGAUUUUAAUAAUUAGUA
Molecule: messenger RNA, 1318 nt
Organism: Ostrinia nubilalis (European corn borer)
Lineage: Eukaryota; Metazoa; Arthropoda; Insecta; Lepidoptera; Crambidae
Product: E3 SUMO-protein ligase NSE2-like
Exons: 5
Coding region: 99-749 (216 amino acids)
Biological process (GO): protein sumoylation; double-strand break repair via homologous recombination
Cellular component (GO): nucleus; Smc5-Smc6 complex
Molecular function (GO): zinc ion binding; SUMO ligase activity
Source: RefSeq, a predicted model, not a curated record